AUGAAGUUCUCUUCCGUGUUCCUGGCAAUCUUUGCCUUGGCUACUUCUGGCAUUGCCCAGAAAACCUGCACCCCCAGCUUUGAUUAUUGCUCUGAUGUGCUGAUUAAAGACAAAGGCUUCACCGAGGCCGAUCUCAAGGAUGUAAUCAAGGGAUCUGACCUAGAAAAGGAGGACCUGAAGAAUAUUUUGUUCCAUUGCAAGAACCCUGGCGAUGUGGGCCAUGCGAAGCUGUGCUCGAGUGGCUGCAAGAACCCUGCCACGGAGGGUAGCCACUCAUGCGACGCGUAA
Messenger RNA from Penicillium nucicola, 288 nucleotides. RefSeq lists its product as uncharacterized. The transcript is spliced from 2 exons. Lineage: Eukaryota; Fungi; Ascomycota; Eurotiomycetes; Eurotiales; Aspergillaceae. The record is from RefSeq and is a predicted model, not a curated record. The coding region runs from base 1 to 288 and encodes 95 amino acids.